This is a messenger RNA of Malus domestica (apple), 1116 nucleotides long. Its product is annotated as RING-H2 finger protein ATL20-like. Gene Ontology annotation, molecular function: polysaccharide binding. The record is from RefSeq and is a predicted model, not a curated record. NCBI's taxonomy places the organism in Eukaryota, Viridiplantae, Streptophyta, Magnoliopsida, Rosales, Rosaceae.
AUGGUAGUGUUCAUUUACAUGGCUACCAUUGAAAUCUUCACAUUCUUCUUAUUCUUAUUCCUCUCCUUCCAUCCUCAAAGCGCUGCCACCUGCGGUCAAUCGAAAUGCUCCUACGAGGGCCCGGUGGUUCGUUUCCCUUUCAGCUGGAUAGGUUACCAACAAGCCUCAAAAAAUUGUGGGUGGCCAGGGUUUUCUCUCUCAUGCAACAGCAACAGUCAAACCAUCAUCACUCUGCAAUCUUCUAGGGAAUUCAUUGUCCAAAACAUCGACUACUUGUACCAAGUUGUAACGAUCAACGAUGGGGAUAACUGCCUCCCUAAACGGCUUCUCAACAACGACCUCGAUCUUGUAAAUUCACCCUUCUAUUACACGAACAGCCCUCUAAACUACACAUUCCUAAACUGCUCGUUCUAUUAUAAAAUUUGGUCUGCGCCCUUGAUCUCUUGCCUUAGCAGUGAGACAUACAAGGUCAUUGUUGUGCCGACGAGCUUCUUAUCGCCACCUGAUCACGAACCGUACCGUCGUUAUUGUGUUCCAAUGUCGACAACUUUGGUUCCAAGCUUAUUUGAUUGGCUAGAUCUUGACCUAGGAGCUCAGUUGACAUGGUCUAUGCCUGAUUGUCGUUAUUGUGAAGCAAGGGGUCUUGCUUGUGGGGCCAAUAAUGGCAGCAUUUCCAGCCCUAGGUGCUUUGGUCCGUCGGAACCCGCUCUCUCAACAGUUGUAAGGUAUUGCAUAGCGAUGGCCGCAGUAAUUUUAGGGAUAUUGAGCAUUGGGGCACUUGCAGUUUAUAUUUUUGACAAAAAAAGGGCUCGUGGUGAGCAUCGCCAACCCAAUAUGGAAUUAUCUAUCAUCACCUAUCAACAACCUUCUGUCGAGUUAUUUGGUCUUGAUCGUCCGACCAUCGAAUCGUAUCCCAAGAUUCAACUUGGUGAGAGGUCGGAAUUUCCAAAGCAACUCGUUGAUGACAAUACUUGCCCUAUAUGUUUGGGUGAGUACCAGCCAAAGGAAACCCUGAGGACUAUACCACAAUGCAACCAUUAUUUUCACGCUAAUUGCAUAGAUGAGUGGCUUAGAAGGAAUGCAACGUGCCCGCUUUGUCGACUUCCACCCAAAUAA